GGAGCUGGGAUUGUGUAGUACUGGGAGGAAGUGCUAGUAAUUGUGUUCCUCAUGGCUCUUAUUAAUAAUGUCAUACGAGGCCAGCAAUAGGAGCAGCUGCAGACAUGAGCUUCCUGUAGAGGCGGAGGCUUUCCUUCUCAUGCUGCUCAGCAGUCACCAUCCCCAGGUUGCAGGACUGAGCCCCAGCCACUCAGCCCUGUUUUCCCGCUGCCUCCUUUCUCCACCCCACUUCUUGUGUCCCUGCCUUGCCGCUGUGCAGAUCCCUCUGCCUGUGCCUCCUGUAUGGCAGAGCAUUCUCUACCCUCACAUCAUUAAACCUGCUCAUAAACACAACAUCUGGUAAACAAGCAAUGAACUAGGGGGCAGGAGAGAGGUGGGGAUCUGCUCACAGCCAGGCUGCUGCCAUUUGAUGUUUUCCUGUAACAAAAAGCCAGGAGCUGCAGCCCUUUCCAGCAAUGGCCAGCAAUCCCAGAGGCUGAUGACACGCACAGGCUGCACCGGGGACUUCCUCGCUAGUUGCAGAUGGAAGGAUUAUAAAGCUUAUUACCAGCCCCUUCCCAUCAAAUCUGAAGACAGUAUGGAGCAGCCAAUCUCCAUUUCAUCACUGAAGAAACUUGUGGCUAUGCCAGAUCACACCGAUGUAUCACUAAGCCCAGAGGAGCGUGUCCGUGCCCUAAGCAAACUGGGCUGUAACAUCACCAUCAAUGAUGACAUCACGCCCAGGCGCUACUUCCGGUCUGGAGUAGAGAUGGAGAGAAUGGCUUCUGUGUAUUUGGAUGAAGGGAACCUUGAAAAUGCCUUUGUUCUCUACAACAAGUUUAUAGCGUUGUUUGUGGAGAAACUGCCUAACCACCGAGACUACCAGCAAUGUGAAAUCCCAGAAAAACAAGAUAUCUUAAAGAAAUUGAAGGAGGUUGCAUUUCCAAGGACAGAUGACCUUAAGAAAGACCUACUCAAGAAAUAUAGUCUAGAAUAUCAAGAAUACUUGAAAGGCAUAAACAAACGCAAAGCAGAAUGUCUGAAGAAAAUGGAGCAGCAACAGCUCAUAGAGGCAGAAAAGAAGCGCGUGGCACAACUACGGCAGCAGCAAAUAGAGACUGAACAAUUCAGCUUUUUUGAGGACCAGCUCCGGAAACAGGACCUGGUCCGAGACAAGCAUAAAAAUACAGAUAUCACUAAGAAUAAGGUCUCUGAGCAGACUGAUGGCAGCAUAACGUCUUGUUUUCCCUCUUCUAAGCCCCAGUCUGUGACCAAUGCGCUUUCUGGACCAGCCGGAAAGAACGAUGCAGCCAUGUGUGCUGGACAGUCUCCUCCUGUGAAUAGGGUCUUAAAGCCAGCAGCAACUCUAAGUGCCGUACAAAAUGAAAUUGUGGAAGGCCUUCGAUUGGUUGUUCUGCCCAAAGAUCUUUCUCACAAAUUUCUGCAACUGGCGGAUGCAAACACAACUAGGGGGAUUGAAACAUGUGGGAUUCUUUGUGGCAAACUGACCCAUGAUGAAUUCACCAUUACACACGUUAUUGUACCAAAGCAGUCUGCAGGGCCAGACUACUGCGACAUGGAGAAUGUGGAAGAAUUAUUUAAUGUGCAAGACCAGCACAAUCUUCUAACCUUGGGCUGGAUCCAUACGCAUCCAACUCAGACGGCUUUCCUGUCCAGCGUAGAUCUUCACACUCACUGCUCAUACCAGCUCAUGCUACCAGAAGCUAUUGCUAUUGUUUGUUCAGCAAAGCACAAUGACACUGGGAUCUUUCGGCUGACGAACGCUGGUAUGCUGGAAGUGUCUGGGUGUAAAAAGAAAGGGUUUCAUCCACAUAGCAAAGAGCCAAGACAGUUCAGUACUUGCAGACACGUGAUUGUAAAAGAUGCGAAAAUUACCGUGCUGGACCUGAGGUGACCGAGGACAUCUGUUACCUGUCACCGAUUGAUCACUGAACGCCUGCCAGUUUUCUUAGCCCAUUUCCAGGAAUAAUUAGUGGACUUUUUCUAAUUUAUACAUUUUAAAUGUGAUGGCUUCUUAUUUAUUGCUCCUGCGCAUUUUGGAAUUUGUUUACUUUGAAUUCUGUGACCACACAGGCCAUACUAAUUCAUAUAUGUACCAUCUCGUAUAUGUAUGCAAUUAGAUCAGAAGAGCCUGGAAUUAAAGGUACGCUCAAGUUAAUAAGUGUCCUACGUUUUCUUCUGUCAUCUGAGAGAUAAGGUAAACCUGUGUAAUUGUCGAGGUUUAUUAUGUAAAACAGAGUGAUGUCACUGGUUCGUAAGCACUCGAUUGGCUGCCAUCCCAUAAGUACUCAUGCAGGGGACAGAAUGGUUUUCUUCUGUAUGUAGGGGGGGAAAGGGAGGUACAAGUACACUUGACGUAAUGAAUGGUUUUAAUUCUAGCAAUGUCACAAAAAGAAAGUUCCAUUGUAAAUAAAGAGUAUAUUGAAGUA
Messenger RNA from Pseudophryne corroboree (corroboree frog), 2429 nucleotides. It is a transcript of the gene STAMBPL1, whose product is annotated as STAM binding protein like 1. Gene Ontology annotation, cellular component: membrane; endosome. The record is from RefSeq and is a predicted model, not a curated record. Gene Ontology annotation, biological process: protein K63-linked deubiquitination. Gene Ontology annotation, molecular function: protein binding; metal-dependent deubiquitinase activity; K63-linked deubiquitinase activity. Bases 410 to 1894 code for a protein of 494 amino acids. The transcript has 11 exons. Lineage: Eukaryota; Metazoa; Chordata; Amphibia; Anura; Myobatrachidae.